AUGUCGACAACCAAACCCCUCACCCCCGCCCAGACACACGCUCUCUUUGAUAUCCUGAUCCACCACCAGGUCUACGCCGAGAUUGAAGCCUUCAAAUACCCCUCGACUAUCGACCAGUAUGGCUAUCCGUUUCGCAAGGCCGACGGCGUGCAGUCGACGAGCCCGUUGCUACAGAACAUGCUCAACAAAUUUGCGCUGUGUAACCCCGCUAUCAGGAACUUUGGAGAGGCGUGGUGGUCUGAAAAGAUCCAGACGCUAGUCGCAAAAAUGGCCGAAGCCGAACUGAGCGAGAGUUACGACAAGGGCGCUAUUGGUAGCAGGAAAGCGCUCGCAACGGCAGCAAGUAGCAUUGCCGAGUACGUCGCGAGGGGCAUGCUGGGAGGUUACUCGAGGAAGCAGAAGGAAAGCAAGAAAGAGUAUGAUACCAGCAAACCCAAGGAUGUCAUUCAGGGUUUCGAAGACCUGGUACACGAGUCGAUUUACGGCAAUGCUCUCGAUGAACUGUAUGAGAAGGUCAAGGCGACUCCGAGACUCGAAGACCAUUCGAGUAGUCUACAAGCAGCACAUGAGUAUAUGCUGCUGAACGCUGCCUCUUUCCUCCACCAUGUCUUUAUCAUGUCGCCCGACGGCCAGUACCUUGUCCGCCUCCUCGAGAAUCUGCACCGCCUCAUUCCAUACACCGUAAUCAAGCAAACACUGCGCGUUGGUAAUGCCGCUACCAUGAUUAACGGCAUGGUCAGGCUGGUCCUGGCAAAGUUGUCUGUGACAGCUAUGACUAACUGGAUAGGUCUUACCAAUAAUACGAACGACGGCAUGAACCUCUUACAACAAAUCAUUUCUACGGUGCUAGCAUGGGAUACAUCGGAGUUUCAGAAACGGGCAACUAAACUCGAGGCAUCGCGCAACGCUCCGGACAAGAGGGUUUUCAAAGCGAUCAAGACGUUUGUAUACGCACCGAGAGAAAGGCAUGAAGCUGCACGAAGUCAGUCAAUCUCGGAAUCCAAGUCGAUUGCGGCAGUUAUUCUUGAGACCUCUGAUCCACCGUACAAGGUUGAUGCCGAAUCCCUCAAUGAAGACCAACACAGCGUGGCCAUGGAGUACUUCAGCACGUAUCUCUCUAUUCGCGACCGCGAGGAACUCACAAAGGUGCUUUGUAAAUCCAAUCCAGAUGUCUUGACUUCUACAAUUCGCGACGCCGUCGCAGGCAUGGAUCCUGUUAUCCGGGCCAUCCAUAAUGCCGUUGAUCUAUCUGGCACUGUCACUGAUGCUGAGGCUUUCAUUACCGAUUUGAUCAAAACUGCCAAACCCAAGAAGAAGGGUGGCUACCGAAGCCGCGAGGCUUCCAAAUCGCGUCCAAGCUCACCCGAUCCAGCUAGUAUCUUGGAUCAAGAAGCAUGUGACGCUCCUACAGUUGAGGAGUUUGUACAACUGCUCAAGAGGCAUGCGCCUUCGGUGCACAAGUUCCUACACCAGGUCACCAAGAACGCACCGGAUCUUGGGCAGGACUUCCUAAUCUACGCCAAGCGCAUAUUCUCAGAGUUUCGAGUCGACCAACGUGCACUAGAAGCCGAAGAACGAGGUGAGGGUGGUGCAGGAAACAUGACGGGACCAUUACACUCCAUAUUCGAGACUCUAAGCAAAGAAAAGCAAGAGGAGCUAAAAAGGCUCCUCGACAAACACGAAGAGCAUCUCACAGCCCUCAAAUCAACAUCGCAAUCUCGCCUAGAAUCAAUCAUGCGACCAAAACCCUCAUCACCAAACAGCCAAGGCACAACCCAUGGCCCGGGAAUGUACCUCUCCCGCUGGAACGCCCUCCUCGACAGCACCCUCAUCACCCCCGCCACCAUCCAUGGUCCCGUCCGCAGAGGCUGGGAAGUCAAAGGUGAACUUGAUGGUAAAGGUUUGAAAACAAAUACUACAUUGUUUAGUGAGAGGAGCAGCAAGCGUGACCGCAUUACCGCUAUGAUGGCGGAUGGGACUGGUGAUCGGAUUGAGAGGAGGGAACGUAAGCGGGAUGGGCUGGAGGAAGAGAGCAUGGAAGUUGUGUGGGAGAGUUUGAGAGAUGGCUGGGUAGGGGUUUGUAAGGGGUUGGAAGUUAUGGGGCCGGAAUAG
Molecule: messenger RNA, 2112 nt
Organism: Bipolaris maydis ATCC 48331
Lineage: Eukaryota; Fungi; Ascomycota; Dothideomycetes; Pleosporales; Pleosporaceae
Product: PX-associated-domain-containing protein
Molecular function (GO): phosphatidylinositol binding
Source: RefSeq, a predicted model, not a curated record